Molecule: messenger RNA, 416 nt
Organism: Colias croceus (clouded yellow)
Lineage: Eukaryota; Metazoa; Arthropoda; Insecta; Lepidoptera; Pieridae
Gene: ND-B8
Product: NADH dehydrogenase [ubiquinone] 1 alpha subcomplex subunit 2
Exons: 3
Coding region: 96-368 (90 amino acids)
Source: RefSeq, a predicted model, not a curated record
UUUGAACUGUCAAUUAGACAUUGAUAGCAAUUCUUGAAAAUUUUGUGCUUUUGGUGAAUUUAAUUUUCCUUUAUUCGAUCCUAAAAUAAAUAGCCAUGGCUGCAGUCCGUCUGGGUGGAAGUCUUAAAGAGCUAAGGAUUCACUUGUGCCAAACAAGCGCACAAUCAGCUGGCGUAAGAGAAUUUAUUCAGAAGAACUAUGUAAAUAUUAAGAAACAGAAUCCUAAUUUCCCCAUAUUGAUUCGUGAAUGCAAUGGGAUCCAACCGCGCAUUUGGGCUCGUUACGAGAAAGGAGUAGAACAAAGCAUGCCUCUAACAAAUUUGUCGGCCAGUGAUGUCUUUUCUGCACUUAAACAGCUUGUGAAGUGAUUAUGUUUUUAUUAGAAUUAUUGUUAUUAAAUAAAAAAUAGAUUAUUA